UUUCUGACUAGGCCCAAGCCUGGCGCGAUCUCCAGUUCCUGCUCUGUGGGACGGAGCAGCCUGUCUCCCGGAGGAGGCGGAGACCCACGUGGGCCUAGAGAAAUCUAGCUGAGAGAAGCGUGGCUGGCAAAGUGGCUGCAAUGCAGCCUGAACGUGGCAGCCAGACCCGAAAGGAAGGCAGCCGGCAAAAUCGGAGGCGGCCGAGCGGUAGAGAAAGAGAGAGGGAAAAUGCUGAAGGCAGUAUCGAAGACGGUCACAACCGAGGAGGCUGGAGCCGGGGAAGAGGCGGGGGAAGAGGAAGAGGAGGGGGGCAUGGCAGGCGAGACGUUCGGGGCAGAGGAGCCGCUGUCGUGUUUCCCUCCGCUCCUGAGGGUUAUGAAUCGGCUUCUGCUGAUCUUGAAUUACGAGAAGAGGAAAAAGAAGAACAGAGAAGUUUUUCAAGAAGAAAGGUAGUUUCCAACUGGCACCGUUAUGAAGAUACUGAGAAAGAAACACAAAAUGAGAACGGUGAAUCACAGCGUGGGACAGACUUCAGUGUUUUGCUUAGCUCAGCAGGGGAUUCCUUUACCCAGUUUCGAUUUGCUGAAGAAAAGGAGUGGAUUGCAGAAAACCUUUGCCCAAAGCAGUUGACUGGAUUGUAUGUUGAUUGCCAGUCCUUGGUCCAGGCACUUGAAGAGUUGCCUCUGCAUCUCAAACUGAAUGUGGCUGCGGAGUUGAUGCAGGAUGCAACACCUGUUGCACUCCCCCAGAUUAAAUUGAAAAGCAGUGAUGCUCCCAAGAGAAGUGGUGUUCUAUUACAGCAACCCAUCAGGCAAAGUAGAGUUGCAUCAAGCUUGUACCCUUCUGCAGACUCUCCUGCCCACCUGAUGCUGCCUAAUAAAGAUGGACUUGGAAUUUCUUCAGAGGCCCCCCAGACAAGUCCUUCAAUUUCAAUCCAAGAGGAUCACUUGGAUGCUGACCUUGAUCUACUCCUGAAGUUGGAUGCCCCUAUUAAUCCUGAAAAUUAUGAACUGGAAACCAUAUCCAAUGCUACAGCAUCUGGGGAUGAUUUCAAAAUGCCACAAAGAGUAAAUGAUCUCUUAGAAUUGGAUGGAACUGAAGAAGUUCGCUCAGCAUCUCAACCGCAGGAGGUUACAUCCAAAAAUAUUACUGAGGAAGACCUUGAAGACUGGUUAGACAGCAUGAUUGCCUAAGGCCCACAUUUUGGUUGGCAUGCAAGUAACUGAAAAAUUAACAUGAUGGUACCUAGGUAUAAAAUAAGUGUUUACAAAUAUUUAAUUAAGUAGUAUCUUCAACUCGAUUUUUAAUUGUUACUUUCCUAACUUUUGUUGUUUCAAAGUGCCAAUACAAACAAUCUGGACACCUUGCAGAGAAUUCUGUGCAACAGACUGCCUAAAGAAAUGUGACAUUUUCAUGAAAUGCUUGUAAAUUUAAAAAGUUGCAGAGGUGGCUUGAAACUAAUACAACUAAUAACAAUUUCAGGUAGUGUUGUGCAAUAGCUUAUUGCUCACAGCUGCAAAAUAAAAGAGCGCUAGUGAAUGGAACUAUGUGUUAUGCAGUUUGUAAACUAUGUAGUUUGGUGUGACUUUAGGUUGGUUGAUAACAAGCAUAUAUAAAAUAUGACAAAAUAAAAGUUUGUUUUGUAA
Molecule: messenger RNA, 1646 nt
Organism: Rhineura floridana
Lineage: Eukaryota; Metazoa; Chordata; Lepidosauria; Squamata; Rhineuridae
Gene: AVEN
Product: apoptosis and caspase activation inhibitor
Exons: 6
Coding region: 141-1193 (350 amino acids)
Biological process (GO): negative regulation of G2/M transition of mitotic cell cycle
Source: RefSeq, a predicted model, not a curated record